Rangifer tarandus platyrhynchus (Svalbard reindeer) is the source of this 4275-nucleotide messenger RNA. The record is from the annotation of a GenBank genome assembly. Lineage: Eukaryota; Metazoa; Chordata; Mammalia; Artiodactyla; Cervidae.
AUGGAGCUCCACCCGCCGCUGUUGCAACCUUUCCUCUUACUGCUGCUGCUGCUGCCGGCGGUGCCCGAGACUGGCGGGUCCUGGCAGUGCCGACGCAUCCCGUAUGCUGCUUCCCGCGACUUUGCUGUGGAGUAUUCGGUGCCCAGCUUCUCCGCCGGCGGUCCGGUACAAGCCGUUGCAACCUACGAGGGCGGCACGGAAGGGAAUGCGGUGUUCGUGGCCACACGCAAUCGCCUGCAUGUGCUUGGACCUGAUCUAAAGCCAGUUGAGAGCCUGGCUACCGGCCCUGCUGGGGCCCCUGGCUGCCAGACGUGUGCAGCCUGUGGCCCAGGCCCCCACGGCCCGCCGGGAGACACAGAUGCGCAGGUUCUGGUGUUGGAACCGGCGCUUCCCGCACUGAUCAGCUGUGGCUCCAGCCUUCGUGGCCGCUGCUUCUUGCAUGAGCUAGAGCCAGGCGGGACAACCCUGCACCUGGCGCCACCGGUCUGUCUUUUCUCAGAGCACAAUAGGCCAGAGGACUGUCCUGACUGUGUGGCCAGCCCUCUGGGCACCCUCGUGACCGUGGUUGAGCAGGGCCAGGCGUCCUAUUUGUACGUAGCAUCCUCACUGGAUUCGACGGUGGCCGGCAGCUUCAGCCCACACUCGGUGUCCAUCCGGCGGCUCAAGGCCGACGUUUCGGGAUUCGCAGCAGGCUUCGCAGCGCUCUCGGUGCUGCCUGAGUACCUCGAUUCCUACCGCAUCGAAUACGUGUACAGUUUCCACGCCGGAGCCUUCGUCUAUUUCCUGACCGUACAGCCCACCGACGUGGCAGCUGCUCCUGGCGCCUUGCACACGCGCCUGGCACGGCUCAGCGCUGUCGAGACCGACCUGGGCGACUACCGAGAGCUGGUCCUUGACUGCCAUUUCGCCCCUAAACGCCGGCGACGCAUGGCCCAUGAGGGCGGGCAGCCCUACCCGGUGCUGCGGGCAGCCCACACUGCUCCAGUGGGCGGCCAUCUGGCCGCUGAGCUGAGCAUCCCUGAGGGCCAGGAAGUGCUCUUCGGGGUCUUCUCAGCUAGCAGAGACAGCAGCCCAGGUGCAGAUCCCAACUCUGUGGUCUGUGCGUUCCCCGUCCACCUGCUGGACACUCUCAUCGAGCAGGGCGUAGAGCGCUGUUGUGAGCCUCCGGUCCCUCCCGGCCUCCGGCGAGGGCUGGACUUCUUCCAGUUGCCCAGUUUUUGCCCGGAUACGCCUGGUCUGGGGGCCUCCAGCCCCAACAUCAGCUGCCGCCACUUCCCUCUGCUCGUCAGCAGCAGCCUCUUACGGGUGGACCUAUUCAAUGGGCUGUUGGGACCAAUGGAGGUCACAGCACUGUACGUGACGCGCCUCGACAACGUCACAGUGGCCCACAUGGGCACAGCCAACGGGCGCAUCCUGCAGGUGGAGCUGGCCAGGUCUCUCAACUACUUGCUGUACGUGUCCAACUUCUCACUGGGCAGCAAUGGGCAGUCCGUGCAUCGGGGUGUCAGACGCCUUGGGGACCACCUGCUCUUUGCCUCUGGGGACCAGGUCUUCCAGGUACCGAUCCGGGGCCCUGGCUGCCGCCACUUCCUCACCUGUGGGCGCUGCCUGCGGGCACAGCGUUUCAUGGGCUGUGGAUGGUGUGGGGGCAUAUGUGGCCGGCAGAAAGAGUGUCCUGGCUCCUGGCAACAGGACUAUUGCCCACCCGAGCUUACUGAGUUCUAUCCCCGCAGUGGACCCCUAAGGGGCAGCACAAGGCUGACCCUAUGUGGCUCCAACUUUUACCUGUACCCUGCUGGUCUGGUGCCUGAAGGCACCCAUCAGGUCACUGUGGGUCGAAGCCCCUGCCGACUGUUACCGAAAGGCAACUCAGACCUCAGCCGACUGUCCCGGAACGACUUCAUAGAGGAUUUUGAGUGUGAGCUGGAGCCCUUGAGCACACAGGUAGCCGGGCCUGCCAACGUCAGCCUCAAUGUGACCAACAUGCCACUGGGCAGGCACUUCCGGAUAGAUGGCACUUCCUUGCUAGGAGGCUUCUCUUUCAUGGAGCCAGUGCUGACAGCAGUCCGACCCUUCUUCGGCCCUCGGGCAGGAGGUACCUGCCUCACCCUUGAAGGCCGAGGCCUGUCUAUUGGCACUAGCCAGGCUGUGCUGGUCAAUGGGACUGAGUGCCCGCUGAAACAGGUCAGCGAGGGGCAGCUUUUAUGCACCACGCCCCCUGGGGCCGCUACUGCCAGCGUUCCCAUUCGCCUGCAGGUAGGGGGCGCCGAGGUGCCUGGCUCUUGGAACUUCCGCUACCGGGAAGACCCUAUCGUCCUGGGCAUCAGCCCCAAAUGUGGCUAUAGCGGCUCCCACGUCACCAUCCGUGGUCAGCAUCUGACUUCAGCAUGGCACCUCACGCUGUCAUUCCAUGAUGGGGUCAGGGCAGUGGAGAACAGGUGUGAGGGGCAGCUCCCGGAGCAACACAGGUGCCGCCUGCCCGAAUACGUGGUUCGAGGUCGCCGAGGGUGGGUGACAGGGAACCUGAGUGUCCGUGGGGAUGGAGCUCCUGGCUUCACACUGCCUGGCUUUCGCUUCCUGCCUCCACCCCACCCACCCAGCAAGGGCCUGGCCCCCCUGAAGCCUGAGGAGCAUGCCAUUAAGUUUGAGUACAUCGGGCUGGGCACUGUGGCCGACUGUGUGGCUGUGAAUGUGACUGUGAGUGGCAAGAGCUGCCAGCACGAGCUGCGGGGGGAUGUGGUGGUCUGCCCCCUGCCCCCCUCCCUGCAACUUGGCAAAGAUGGUGCUCCACUGCAGGUCUGCGUGGAUGGUGGGUGCUCCACCCUGGGCAAAGUAGUACGGCCAGGUCUGGAAGGGGUCCCCCAGAGCACGCUCCUCGGGGUCCUCCUGGCUCUGCUCCUGCUUGUGGCUGUGCUGGCUGCCAUACUGGUCCUCAGUUACCGCCGGAGGAAGCAGCUAGUUCUUUCUCGGAACCUGGAAGACUUGGCCUCCCUGGACCGGACCACUGGAGCCAUGCCUCUGCCUCUGCUCCGCUCAGGCUCUGACUACAGAAAUGGCCUUGGUGAGAUGCUGGAGGUGCUGGAAGGUGGGACCAUACUGUCUGCUCCACCAGCCCCUCAUUACCUCUCUUCCUCCACAGCCUCUCCUAUCACUGGCCAGGAUUCCUCCACUCAGGUCCACAGAACAUCCUCCUCAGACAGCAGGGAUGGGUCCCGUGUCCCAUUGCUGCGGAAAGGAUCCAUCCAGCUUGGGGACCUGGACUCUGUGCUCCUGGCUGAGGUCAAGGAUGUACUGAUUCCCCAUGAAAGCGUGGUCACCCACACUGACCGAGUCAUUGGUAAAGGCCAUUUUGGAGUUGUCUACCAUGGAGAAUACACAGACGAGGCCCAGAAUCGAAUCCACUGUGCCAUCAAGUCCCUGAGUCGCAUCACAGAGGUGCAGGAGGUGGAGGCCUUCCUGCGUGAGGGGCUGCUCAUGCGCCGUCUGCACCACCCAAACGUGCUGGCUCUCAUCGGCAUUGUGCUGCCCCCGGAAGGGCUGCCCCGCGUGCUGCUGCCUUACAUGCGCCAUGGAGACCUGCUGCAGUUCAUCCGCUCACCCCAGCGGAAUCCCACAGUAAAGGACCUCAUCAGCUUCGGGCUGCAGGUGGCCCACGGCAUGGAGUACCUGGCCGAGCAGAAGUUUGUGCACCGGGAUCUGGCUGCUCGGAACUGCAUGCUGGAUGAGUCAUUCACGGUCAAGGUGGCUGACUUUGGUCUGGCCCGUGACGUCCUGGACAAGGAGUACUACAGUGUCCAGCAGCACCGCCACGCUCGCCUGCCUGUCAAGUGGAUGGCGCUGGAGAGCCUGCAGACCUACAGAUUCACCACCAAGUCCGACGUGUGGUCCUAUGGUGUACUGUUAUGGGAGCUGCUUACGCGGGGUGCCCCUCCAUACCCUCACAUCGACCCUUUCGACCUCACUCACUUCCUGGCCCAGGGUCGGCGCCUGCCCCAGCCUGAGUAUUGCCCAGAUUCUCUGUACACUGUGAUGCAGCACUGCUGGGCGGCGGACCCCACGGCGCGACCCACCUUUGGAGAGCUAGCAGGGGAAGUGGCACUCGUGGUGGCUGCGCUGCGAGGGGACCACUAUGUGCAGCUGCCCGUGGCCUACGUGAACGUGGGCCCUGGUGCCCCUGACAAGGCAGUCAUGCCCUCGGAACAGUCACCAUCCCCAACAGUGCACAGAAGCCCAGGGCGGCCCCGGCCCCUCUCAGAGCCACCGAGGCCCACGUGA